UUCAUUUUGAGAGCUGACAAGCAGCGUAUAUCUCAACUCGACUCGUUUCAUUUGGGGCGCGAAUGUGAGAAUGUAAAUAUAAAUAAAGAAAAUUUUCUGUGUUGAUCAUGUCAAGUGAGAUAACUCAAAGAGUAUUCCUUAUACCUACAUCAAAUAAUCAGCAGUACAGUGUUGUAAAACUAAAGCAUCCACGUACUAAUAGUCCAACUUUGUGUGCAAUUGACUCAAGCCAUAAAUUAUAUGAAAUUGUACACUAUGCUGAGGAAUUUUCAUCUUGGCUGGUUGAUGACUCUGUUAUUGAAGAUGGAAGUUUAUUUCUAAUGAACAUUGCAGAUCCUUUAUUUUACAUUCUCCCAUAUGUAAAUAAGGAUGGAAAAUAUUGUUUAUUAGAAGACCUUCUUGUUGAUGAAAAUUACUCUGAUGUUCAUCUUCUUGUCAAAUGCUGUUCUGAAGCAGAGUUGACUAAUGUUUUUGAUUUCAAAGAAUCUUCUGGAUAUAAAGUAUUUUGUUACAAUAAAACAAAAACAUUACACUGGUUGCAAAAGAAAGUUCAGUAUUUAGUAAACACCUUGAAAAGUAAGAACAUUGACAUUGCAGAUGGUGCGAAGGCAGCCUCUUUGCAAACAAAUAUAGAAAAUGAAGAUCCAAAAAUACUUACUAAGUAUUCUUGUGAUCUAAUUUCUGAAUAUCUGUCAGAAGAUUUGUAUGAUGAAUUGCUUCAAUGCUUAGGAAUAGAGAAAGAACUAAUGAAAAAGCAAAAUGGAACACCUGUAAAAUCUAAAAAACAAAAUACUGCAGUUGAUCCUGUUGAUGAUUAUAGCAAAAAAUAUGAUCUUUCAAAAUCUCAAGAUAAACAGCAAAGCAAAUUAACUCCAGCUCAGAAAAGGUUACAAAAAGGCGAUAAAACAGGGAUGAGAAGUAUUUCAUCAUUUUUUCAGAGGAAGUAAUGUUUGUUCUGUAGAUUUUACUUAAUAAAUUUUUAAAAAACUCA
Messenger RNA from Parasteatoda tepidariorum (common house spider), 991 nucleotides. RefSeq names its product ribonuclease H2 subunit B. The record is from RefSeq and is a predicted model, not a curated record. Gene Ontology annotation, cellular component: nucleoplasm; ribonuclease H2 complex. Gene Ontology annotation, biological process: RNA catabolic process. NCBI's taxonomy places the organism in Eukaryota, Metazoa, Arthropoda, Arachnida, Araneae, Theridiidae.